This is a messenger RNA of Macadamia integrifolia, 588 nucleotides long. RefSeq lists its product as uncharacterized. The record is from RefSeq and is a predicted model, not a curated record. NCBI's taxonomy places the organism in Eukaryota, Viridiplantae, Streptophyta, Magnoliopsida, Proteales, Proteaceae. The transcript has 3 exons. The coding region runs from base 75 to 428 and encodes 117 amino acids.
CUGGUUUUCCUGGGCUAAAGAGACUCUCCAUCUUCCAGCUGAGAAAUCUAAAGCAUUGGCAAAUAAAUGGAGGAAUGCAAAAGCUUGAGUUUCUUUCCUUUGGGCAUUGUCCAGAUUUGAAAAUGCCGCCUCAAGGCCUUGGAAACCUCCCUAGUCUCCAACUUGUGAUGGUUGCAGGAAUGGAUGAGGAUUUUAACGAGAAGAUGGAGAGGAUUGGCAAUGAUUUAAAACAUCGUUUCAAGGUCCGUCACAUUCCAUUAUUCAAGCAUGAUUUCGGAGCCACCGAGCAAGAGCCCGGGACAAAGAAUGAAGAAGUUUCAGAGGAUGCUGGCUCUAGAGGGUCCUUGCCGACGUCUUACUUGGAGAUACAUGACUCUUCUAAUAGUAAGUCAAAUGAGGAGAGUUUGCCAACAGCAUCGGCUUCGUGAAGAAAACAAAUUGGCUUGCAAUUCCUGCUGCUUACGCCAAUCCUGUUUCUGUUUUAUUCCAAUUCCUCUUUGCUUUUGCCAAACUUUUCCGUGUUGAUAUUUAUAGCUCUUGUUGGUACCAUAAUUUGAAAAUUCUAUGAAUUGAAUGAUUCACAGUCAA